GCGGGCUCCCGGCGGUGGCGGCGGGGAGCGCGCGGGAGGCCAGCGGGCCCAGCGCGGCCGCCUGUCGGGCCCGCCGGGCCGGCUGCCCCUGAGCAGGUCGGCCAGAGCCGGGUGCCUAGCGUGCCUGGGGCUCCGGAGCGGGUCCUCCGGCCCCGAACUCCGCUCUCAGUUGUCGCAGAAUCUAGUUAAACUCGGACAGGGACUCCUGCGGCGGCCGCCUCUCCUCUUUGUUGUUCUUGGAGUAAUACUGUCCCUCCCAAUCGAGCGUAUCAGGUCGGCUGGAGUGAGUGUAUUGCCUUAGGUCUAAAUGAAAGUUGUAAAUGGUUAUCCUGAAUACCACAUGUUUAACAAUUUCCCUUGCAACAUUAGCCGUUGUUUUUCACUGCCUCCAAAAGAUCAAAAUUGCUCUGAAAAUUGGAGACAUAUUUGAUUUAAAAGAAUAACUUUAACAAAUGGACAAUAUGUCUAUUACAAAUACACCAACAAGUAAUGAUGCCUGUCUGAGCAUUGUACAUAGUUUGAUGUGCCAUAGACAAGGUGGAGAGAGUGAAACAUUUGCAAAAAGAGCAAUUGAAAGUUUGGUAAAGAAGCUGAAGGAGAAAAAAGAUGAAUUGGAUUCUUUAAUAACAGCUAUAACCACAAAUGGAGCUCACCCUAGCAAAUGUGUUACCAUACAGAGAACAUUGGAUGGGAGGCUUCAGGUGGCUGGUCGGAAAGGAUUUCCUCAUGUGAUUUAUGCUCGUCUCUGGAGGUGGCCUGAUCUUCACAAAAAUGAAUUAAAACAUGUUAAAUAUUGUCAGUAUGCAUUUGACUUAAAAUGUGAUAGUGUUUGUGUGAAUCCAUAUCACUAUGAACGAGUUGUAUCACCAGGAAUUGAUCUCUCAGGAUUAACACUGCAGAGUAAUGCUCCAUCAGGUAUGUUGGUGAAGGAUGAAUAUGUUCAUGACUUUGAGGGUCAGCCAUCAUUAGCCACUGAAGGGCAUUCAAUUCAAACCAUCCAGCAUCCACCAAGUAAUCGUGCAUCGACGGAGACAUACAGCACCCCAGCUCUGUUAGCUCCAUCUGAGUCUAAUGCGACCAGCACCACCAACUUUCCCAACAUUCCUGUGGCUUCCACAAGUCAGCCUGCCAGUAUACUAGCAGGCAGCCAUAGUGAAGGAUUGUUGCAGAUAGCUUCAGGGCCUCAGCCAGGACAGCAGCAGAAUGGAUUUACUGGUCAGCCAGCUACUUACCACCAUAACAGCACUACCACCUGGACUGGAAGUAGGACUGCACCAUACCCACCUAAUUUGCCUCACCACCAAAACGGCCAUCUUCAGCACCACCCACCUAUGCCGCCCCAUCCCGGACAUUACUGGCCAGUUCACAAUGAGCUUGCAUUCCAGCCUCCAAUUUCUAAUCAUCCUGCUCCUGAGUAUUGGUGUUCCAUUGCCUACUUUGAAAUGGAUGUUCAAGUAGGAGAGACGUUUAAGGUUCCUUCAAGCUGUCCUAUUGUUACUGUCGAUGGAUAUGUAGACCCUUCUGGAGGAGAUCGCUUUUGCUUGGGUCAACUCUCCAAUGUCCACAGGACAGAAGCCAUUGAGAGAGCAAGGUUGCACAUAGGCAAAGGUGUGCAGCUGGAAUGUAAAGGUGAAGGUGAUGUUUGGGUCAGGUGCCUUAGUGACCAUGCAGUCUUUGUACAGAGCUACUACUUAGACAGAGAAGCUGGGCGUGCACCUGGAGAUGCUGUUCAUAAGAUUUAUCCAAGUGCAUAUAUAAAGGUCUUUGAUUUGCGUCAGUGUCAUCGUCAGAUGCAGCAGCAGGCGGCUACUGCACAAGCUGCAGCAGCUGCCCAGGCAGCAGCCGUGGCAGGAAACAUCCCUGGCCCAGGAUCAGUAGGUGGAAUAGCCCCAGCUAUCAGUUUAUCUGCUGCUGCUGGAAUCGGUGUUGAUGACCUUCGUCGCUUAUGCAUACUCAGGAUGAGUUUUGUGAAAGGCUGGGGACCUGAUUACCCAAGGCAGAGCAUCAAGGAAACACCUUGCUGGAUUGAGAUUCACUUACACCGGGCCCUCCAGCUCCUAGAUGAAGUACUUCAUACCAUGCCUAUUGCCGACCCACAGCCUUUAGACUGAGGUCUUUUAACUGGUGGGGCCUUAACAUUAUCAGGAUGGUGGACUAUAAAAUACAAUCCUGUUUGUAAUCUAAAGAUAUAUUUCACUUUUGUUCUGCUUAAUCUUUUCAUAAAGGGUUAAAAAAAUGUGUUUGCUGCCUUGCUCCCAGCAGACAGAAACUGGAUUAAGACAAUUUUUUUUUCCCUAUUUAGAACUUUUUGGGCAUGGCUCAUAGCUUGAAGAUCAGGAAAAACACAUUCUCACUAAAUCUUCACCAGUAAUGUAUGAAGGAAUCAUUCCAGUGCUGGAAAAUUUAGCCCUUUAAAAUGUCUUAGAGCCAUUUAUAUGCAGAACAUCGAUAUGUGUGUUACUCUACAGAAUAAAUUCAAUAUUACUGAUUUUAAAGGCAGAGAAGUUCUCAAAGUUAAUUCACCUAUGUUAUCUUGUGUGUGAGUUGUUAUUGUUGAACAUACUUUAUUCCAAAAUAUUGUGCCAUGUGGGUGAGUUAAUUUUACCAAGAGCAACUUUACUCUGUGUUUAAAAAAUAAGAUAGUAAUGUAUUAUAACCUUUUAUCCAAAAUAUUUUUUUGCAAGUUAAACUAGUGAAGAUGAUUUCAAUUCAGAUUGUCUCGCAACUUCAGUUUUAUUUUUGCCAAGGCAAAACACUAAUUUGUGUAUAUUGAGAAUUCCUUAAAAAUUAUCAGACAAAGGAAUAUCAUUUAAAAUUACAUUUGUUAUCUUUGUUGGAUAACUAUUUAUCAAGAAAUAUACUUUUGCCCUAUUAAACAAUAGGUGUAUUCUGUAUUUCUAGGCACAAGGUUGGUUACUAAAAAGCCUAGAAGAAGAAUUUCUUUCCUUCAUUAACAUAGGGAAAGGUUUUGUAUUUUUAAAAACACUAAAAGCAGUGUCACUCCACCUGAUAUCUCACCAUUCUGCAAAGGUGGCAAUGCUUAAUCUAAGUAAUGAGUAUUUUGGAAACUGCUAAAUUCUAUGUUAAAUACUGUGCAGAAUAAUGGAAACAUUACCAUUCAUAAUAGGUAGUUUGGAUAUUUUUGUACUUGAUUUGAUGUGUGACUUUUUUUUCAUAUGCUGUUUAAAUCAUGUAUGUUAUGACAUCGUUUAAAAUUCAGUUUUUGUAUCUUGGGGCAAGACUGCAAACUUUUUUAUACCUUUUGGUUAUUCUAAGCCCUUUGCCAUCAAUGAUCAUAUCAAUUGGCAGUGACUUUGUAUAGAAAAUAUAAGUAGAAAAAUUGCAAGUGUAUUGACUGUACCACAGACACAAUAUGUAUGCUUUUUACUUAGCUAGUAGCAUAAAUAAAACUGAAUCUCAACAUGCAAAGUUGAAUUCUAGGUUUGAUUUUUAAGUUUUUUUUUUUCUUUUGCACUUUUGAGUCCAACCUCAGUGGUGAGACACCUUCUACUAAAUGACAGGCAACAGCCAGUACUAUUGGGCAGCAUUGGUUUUUUUUUCUCCCACUCUACCAGGACUUCCCUAUGGACAUUACGUAUCAAGUAUAGGGUUGGUUUUUUUUUUUUUUUUUAACUUUUAUGUUAAUGUAGCAAAACUAGGCCUGAUUAUAAGAUAGUUUGUCUACAGGAUAAAUAGUAUGAAAUAAAGUCAAGGAUUAUCUUUCACAUGUUUUUUCUUUUUUCGUGGCGGGCCUUUCUAAGUGUAGUAAGAUUAUUUCAGAUGUGUUACAAGUUUGAGAAAUGAGAAACACUUAAUGCAUGAUAGUCAUCCUUAUAUCGACUUAAGUGAGCAAAUCUACUGCCUUGCUUAGGUCUUAGUAAGACCAUUCUAGAAACCACUGAAUUUGCUUAUUGCUGUGAUUUAAACAGAUCUUGAUCCAGGCUACAUGUCUUUGGUUUUUUAAAAUAACACAUCUACCAACUCAUUUAUAUUCUUUAAGUACUUACAGAUUCUUCUGUUAAAGACUUAAUUUUUAUUGGUAAAAAUUUGGUGAUUCUAAGUUUUAUUGACUUUUUUUUUUAAAGAUAUCUUCAUUCUCUAGAAAUUUUUGAAUUUAGGUUCAUUUUACAAUGAAUGAAGAAUAGGAUUGAGAGGAGAGAGUUAUAGAAUAACAGAUUUUUAAAAUCCAGGUUAUUUGAUUAGAACCAUAAGCAUGCUAUGCUAUAAUCCAUUGCCUCCUUUUCUACUUUAAGGAAGGUUUACAUGUUUAAUCAUCUGGGGAAAGUAUUGUGGAAAAUAUUUACUAAGAAGUUUUGUCUUUGAGGCCAAGCUACUCGCCUUGGUUUCUUUCUACAAAGAGCCAUAAAAAUACUACAAGUACAUAGAAGUACUUCUAGUUAUUAAUUACCUUGUAUUUGUGCCUGGAUUCAGUCACAUGGUUUUGAGAAAACAUCUAGUAUAUAAUCUGUUACUUUUGAGGAUUUAGUUGUUAAACAGUACUUCCAUUUCUUAGAGGUAGUAAUCUUUGAUCAGUAAGACUAAAAGAACCACUAGGUUUAAGGUUGUAUGGCUAUUUUAAGGGUAGUAUGAUUUCUGCAGUUCUUAGAAUCUGAUUGUGAGGAUAUGGUUUUCAUUGGCUUUUCUCCAGCUAGUUCAUAUCUCAGAGACCCAAAAAUUUGAAUUUCAGUGAAAGCUGAGUAAGAGAUGAUCCAGUAUGAGGCCCAUUCCACUUUUGUCUAGUGCCUUUCAGUGCAUUAUCAAAGGGAAAUCCUUUAAUCCAAAAUAAUGUUGCCUUUCUUUUCCAGGGAGUAGAUUCUGUUGUGGGAUACCGUAUAUCUCAUUUUUUAUAGUAUACUACCCCUGGUAUACAAAGAUAAUGAUAAUAAAUCACUGCCAUAUAACCUUGUUUUUCCAGAAGCAUGGCUCAUUUGUAUUGACCUAAGCACUAAAUAGGUUGUCUGUCCCAUUCCUCCUGUGAACAUUGUAGGUUUAUAAGUUGGAUGGCCUGGCUUAGGGAAAACCAUACUCAAAAUACUCAAAUAAACUGAACAUAUAUUAGGUGUAUUUAAAGUUAAAAAUCGACUUUUAUGAAGAAGGGUGUGGUGUAAAGAGGGGAUAUUUGUAAAAGAACAUUUGAAGGCAAAAUGUCCUGUCUUCCAGAUGAUACAUAUUUUAAAAGUUAUUGUAGUUGUCUUUUUGACAUGCCCAUCUGGAGAAGGGAAUUUUUAUGUUUUCCCAUGGUACUCCUUAAGUAUAUGUGGAGGUUAAGAACUAUAUGGUGAAGUAUUUCUAUUCCUGAUUUGAUGGUAACUAGUUAAUAGUUACUAACUAUUAUGCAAAAUUAGAUUAGUUCAGAACCCUUUUGAGAGUCUUUUGGAAGAAGCAGUUUUAUUCUAAGACAGAAUCCUUUUUUCUAUAGUUUGCUCCCUCCAUCAUUGAGUGAUUUUACUGGCAUUUUAUUUAAUGAUAGCAGAUUGGGAAAAUGGUGAGUUUUAUAGGUCGCUGAGGUAAAUGAGUAUAUGAAAGCAGUUACUGGUAAAGUCAGUUAACAGCUCUUUCAUAGGUGUGUUUGGCUAAGACUAGCAGAUAAUAGCAUGAAGAAAUGCUUUUUUUAUUCCUUACUAAAGGCAGAACCCAUCUUGUUGCAGAUAGCUAUCUGUAAAUAAUAGCCUAAAUCGUCCUUUGCAAGAUUAUAGAAAAUAGGAUAUGAGAAUCUUGUGUGCAACCUUUUCAUUUUUUUUCCAUGACAACUAGAUAAUUUCUUUUCUCCUAAGAUAUAUCAGGAAGGAUGUAAAAAGUUAGUGGCCUUACUCAUAGCAUCCUCAGGCCCAGUCUUGUUUUUAAGCACUUGUCCUAUUGUUGCUAGGUUGUUUAUCGUAUUUAUCUGGUAUCACUGUGGAAUGGACUUUUCUGCAUAAUCCAAACUUGCCUUAUUUAAGCAGCAAAACUUUUUUUACAUUGGCCAUUUUUGGGGAUGGAGUUAUUUAAUAUGUGUACAGAAUGUACUAGAUACACUUUCUUUUAUGCCUCCUGUCUUAUAGACUUCAGGGGCUAAGACAGGUGGGACUGUUUUGUCUUCACUAAAUGGUCACAGACUGCAAUGGUUUGGAAUAUCUGAAUUUGUUAUACACACACACACACACACACACACACACACACACACACACACACACACACACACACACACACCCCUUAAUAACAGCAACCACUUCCUAUGUUAUUAGCAUACCUCUUCUUAGUUUCUUCUUUCCUUUCUCAUUCAUUUUCCCAACUGCUUGGGCAAGGAAACCAGAUAACCAUACUUAUUAGAACUUUCUUUAAAAUACAAGGGCAAACUGGGACAGGACCCAAGAAACUUCCCUGUAAAAUAUUGAAAAACACCUCAAUGCUUUAUCAUUUGAUCUCAAUUUGACUGCUUAAUGUGCUUCCUGAUUCUUGCUGAGUUUCAGUUAGUUGAGAUAGCGUGAAAUGAGUCAUAUUCAUAUUUUUUCCCCUUUGAAAGGUUUUGUUGCUCCUACCUGAAUGCUGCUCAAAUAAAAACUGGGGUUACAAAGGUUGGUUGCUAAAUUUGCGUCAGUAGCUAGAGGCCAUCCCAUUGCCUAGAGGACACCAGCACACACACAAAAAGAACAACUGCAAAAAAAACAAAAACCCUUGGAAAAUGAAAGGGUCGUUUUUUGUUUUGUUUUGGUGUCCCCUUUUUGAGUCUUCUGGCUUUCCUCCUCUACGGAUAUUUUUGACCUAUAUUUUUGACCUAUAGGUGCCUUUAUUAAAAUUGAGGGUCUGAUAUCCCGCCCCAAGGAGUAGCUAAAGUAAUUGCUGAUGUUUUCAGGGAUUUUGACAUCAGACUUGAAUGAGUGAAUGAAUCUUUUUUUCUUCUCCUUUCAUCUUUUUUUUUUUUUUUAAUGUAGGAAGAGCUAAGGAGAAAACUCUAUUGAAGACAGUCAUUUCUCUUUAUUGAUAAAGUUUUUACAGUUUAUUUCAGAUGCUUUCUCACUAGGUCACAGAACCAGUGUUUUUGUUGGUUUUUUUUUUUUUUUUUUGUCUUUUUGCCAUUUCUUGGGCUGUUCCCACGGCAUAUGGAGGUUCCCAGGCUAGGGGUCUAAUCGGAGCUGUAGCUGCUAGCCUACACCAGAGCCACAGCAAUGUGGGAUCUGAGCCAAGUCUGUGACCUACACCACAGCUCACGGCAACACCGGAUCCUUAGCCCACUGAGCAAGGCCAGGGAUCGAACCCGCAGCCUCAGCGUUCCUAGUCGGAGUCGUUAACCACUGAGCCACGACGGGAACUCCAGAACCAGUGUUUUUUUGUUUGUUUGUUUGCUUAUGGCCACACCCAUGACAUAUGGAAGUCCCUGGGCCAGGGAUUGAAUCUGAACCACAGCUGCGGCAACACUAGAUACUUUAACCCACUGUGCUGGGCAGGGGAUUGAACCCUGUGAACCCUGGCCUCCACAGUGACCUGAGCUGCUGCAGUCGGGAUUCCUAACCCACUGUACCAUUAAUAGCGAGAACUUCCAGAACCAGUGUACUUGUUCAGUCUGACAUUAGUGACUCUGGGCUGGGGCCAGACAGAUGUACUUUCUAGUUUGUGCUCUGCCACUAAUUUGAUACGUGACCUUGGGCAAGUCAUUUACCUUCUUUGGGCCUCAGUUGCCUCAUGUGCAAAGUGAAGGAGCUGGACUAGAUGAGUUCUUCUAGCUCUGAAGUUUAAGUGACCUUGCCUACCUUGCAGCAGUUUUUUAUUUCUUCCUUACCUUUGGUCUGCUGUUUGAGGGGGCUUUUUACUUAUUUCUGCAUUAUUCAAAUGAGGCCGGGCUUGAUAUUUUAUUAGUCUUCUGUGGACAAGAAGUUACAUAAUAUAUCCUUAAGAGGUAAAUUCUGCCAAAGGCCUAGCACCACCUUGGGGGCUGCAAUAAAUACUUUAAAGAAAAAUUUUAAAAAAAGCCUUCAUUUUAUUUUCUUAUUGUCUCUAUUCAAGGUGUAUUAAGGCUUUUUUUGAGUCAUGAUAUUCUCCCUUUUGGGUUGGUAUGUGUGUGACACCAUCCUCUUAAGUGCUGUGUGCUGGUAAAUUUUUUUCUAACUAAAAUGGACUGAAAACUUACUGUAAAUACCUAAUGAUAUUAGAGGUCAUUGCUUUGGGUCUUUGGUUUCUUAACUCUUCCGUGCUCAAAACAGGGAAAUUCCCUUGGACUCUAUCAAUUAAAAUGGUUUAUAUGACUCAAGAAAAAAAAAAAAAAUACCAGUGGAUGAUUAUUCACUUUAUUUUUGGCUCUUUUUAGGUCCAUUUUGAUUAGAAGACUUUUGGCUGGAGCAUUCCUUUGAGAGUUCUCUUCCAGCCUAUCCUUGAAUGAGUAUAAUUAAUGGACUUGGCUUUUUCAAGGACCUUGAGAGCCUUCUUAGGGGGAGGUCAAGAGUAGGGGGUUGCGGAGUCCUGGUAGAGGCCAGCUCUGUGAUAGCUGGAAAGAAAGGGAGGAAACCAGUUGCUCUUGCUAUGGUUGCUUGUCAUUGAUAGAAGGACUCAUGGGCUUGGAUUGGUUUAAAGGCUAAACACGGAGUUGCAAAGUUCUUCCAAGUAUUAGGUUCUGGCCAAACUUGUGGAAGUUUGUAGAUGAUGAAGACCUGGUGGGCUGCAGAACCAUUUUGAGGAGGUGACUAAGGGUCACCUCCCCUUUGUUUUUUCCCCUGAAGUCAGAGGAAUGCAGCUAUGCCAAAACUCAGAGAAGAGCCACACUUAGCUUCUGCUUUGGGGAAAACUGGUCAGCUAAAGCUCUGGUAGUUCCUUUGUGGCUUUCUGUAUACUUUUGCCUGGUUGAAGUCUGUGGCUAAAGAAGAAUUGAACCUUUCCUGAGAAUUCUGUAACAAAAUAUGUUUUCGAUUAAAAGAGGAAGCCAAUUAAA
This is a messenger RNA of Sus scrofa (pig), 8899 nucleotides long. The record is from RefSeq and is a predicted model, not a curated record. Lineage: Eukaryota; Metazoa; Chordata; Mammalia; Artiodactyla; Suidae.